Molecule: messenger RNA, 2358 nt
Organism: Molossus molossus (Pallas's mastiff bat)
Lineage: Eukaryota; Metazoa; Chordata; Mammalia; Chiroptera; Molossidae
Gene: HBEGF
Product: heparin binding EGF like growth factor
Exons: 6
Coding region: 281-907 (208 amino acids)
Biological process (GO): positive regulation of cell population proliferation; epidermal growth factor receptor signaling pathway; positive regulation of mitotic nuclear division
Molecular function (GO): heparin binding
Source: RefSeq, a predicted model, not a curated record
UCGACCGAGGGAGCUGCACGCAUCACGCGGCUGGCCACCCUGACCAAGCGCAGGGGCACGGGCGGACGGACGCACGCACGGACGGACGGAGUGGGCAGGCAGACGCCCAGCAGCCGCUAGCUCCGCGCAGGUCCCAGCAAGGCUUGCACUCAGAGGCCGGCAGCAGACCGUGCCCCGCGGAAUCUCUUGCGCUCCUCCCGCUCGGGUUCCCGGGCCAGCGCCCCGUGGCCGCUGCCUCCAAAGUGAUUGUUGCCUCGCAACCUCCGCCGGGUCCGGGACCAUGAAGCUGCUGCCGUCGGUAGUGCUGAAGCUCUUUCUGGCUGCAGUGCUGUCGGCGUUGGUGACCGGAGAGAGCCUGGAGCGGCAUCGGAGGGGGCUGGCGGGUGGAACCAGCAACCUGGGUUCUCCCACUGAAUCCACGGACCAGCUGCUGCCCUCGGGAGGCGGCCGAGGCCGGGAAGUCCUGGACUUGGAAGAGGCCGACCUGGACCUUUUCAGAGCUCCUUUCUCCUCCAAGCCACAAGCUCUGGCCACACCCAGCAAGGAGGAGCGUGGGAAAAGAAAGAAGAAAGGCAAGGGGUUAGGGAAGAAGAGAGACCCAUGUCUUCGGAAAUAUAAGGACUUCUGCAUCCACGGAGAAUGCAAAUAUGUGAAGGUGCUCCGGGCUCCAUCCUGCAUCUGCCACCCAGGUUACCACGGAGAGAGGUGCCAUGGACUGAGCCUCCCGGUGGAAAAUCGCUUGUCUACUUAUGACCACACAACCAUCCUGGCUGUGGUGGCUGUGGUGCUGUCAUCUGUUUGUCUGCUUGUCAUUGUGGGGCUUCUCAUGUUUAGGUACCAUAGGAGAGGAGGUUAUGAUGUGGAAAAUGAAGAGAAAGUGAAGUUGGGCAUGACUACUUCCCACUGAGAGAGACCUGUGCUCAAGGAAUCAGCUGGGGAUUGCUACCUCUGAGAAGACACAAGCUAAUCACAGACUCUACAGAGGGGAAGGACUUCACAACUAGCCAUGAAGACUCCUUCAUCCCCAGUUGCCAUCUAGAUUGGGCCUCCCAUAAUUGCUUUAUCAGAGCCUUCAAGUGCCAAACAGAAUAUGUCCAAUGGGAUCUGGGUCAGAAGGAAGCAAAAGUGAGGGACCGUCGUGCCCUUCUGAUUCCCCUCCACCAAACCCCACUUUCCCUUAUAAAGUUUGUUUAAACACUUGUCUUCUGGAUUAAGAUGCCAGUUAAUUCCAUAUGCUCCAGGAUCUUUGACUGAAAAAAAAAAAAAAAAGAAGGAGAAGGAAAGGAAGAAGGAAAGAUUUGUGGACUGGAAGAAAGUAACAAACAUGGAAAAGCCACAGACUCAAGUAGUCACCAAGGGAUCUGCCAUUUGGAUCCUCUAGUGCUGGAUUUGAUGAGCUAACUGUGAAAUACCACAAGCCUGAGAACUCUGAAUUUUGGGACUUCUACCCAAAUGGAAAAAUAACAACUAUUUUUUUUUUGUUUGUAAAAUGCCUCUUAAAUUAUAUAUUUAUUUUAUUCUAUGUAUGUUAAUUUAUUUAGUUUUUAACAAUCUAACAAUAAUAUUUCAAGUGCCUAGACUGUUACUUUGACAAUUUCCUGACCCUCUACCCCGCAUUCCCCCAUCACCUGGCUCAGCAUCACCCUCUUCUGCCACCAAUCAGAGAUGGCUCUAUGACCCAUCUGUAAUCCAUUGUCUGUCUACAUUUCCGAAGAUCUUCCAUGAUCAGAGUGCCACAGGGUGCGGUCUGUAUGGUCAGGAUGUAGGAGUUAACUUUGUCAGAUCCACUCUAUGAGUUGGACUGCAGUCUUGCCUAGGCGAUUUUGUCUACUGUUUGUGUUUUGAAAGCCCAAGGUGCUGAUGUCACAGUGUAACAGAUAUCGGUGUUACCCCAUGUCCUCUCCCUGCCAAAUCUCAGAAGAGGUUGGGCUUCCAUGCUUGCAGCUUUCCUGCCCCUUACUCCCUGUAGCCCCAGGCUCACAGAGUGGGAGCUCACUCUCCCUUGUGUCAAGACAUUUCUCUUACCCCUGCCAUUCUUCUGGUGCUACUCCAUGCAAGGGUCAGUGCAGCAGAGGAUAAUUGAGAGAAGUAUUAGCGGAAAAAAAGGCUGAGGAGGAACAGGAAACAUUGGAGCUGACUGUUCUUGGUAACUGAUAACCUGUCAAUUGCUACAGAGAAAGUUGGAGGUGAGGACAGCCUUUGUGUAAACCUACCCACCUCACCGAAACUAUGAACGUAUGCUGUCAUGGUCCCUUCUGGAAGUUUCUGGUGCCAUUUCUAAACUGUUACAACCUAUAUUUCCAAAGCUGGUUCAUAUUUGUACUUUGCAAUUCAAAUAAAGAUAACCCUUACUCCAUA